CGUCGUAAUCAACUCUCUAAGUCGGUUUAUUUGAGUUCAUCCGGCCCAACUAGCCAAUCACAAACCCGUUUCGAACGCCCGCUGAACGAACAGAGGUCCUCUCGUUUCGCUAAAUCCGCCGAUUUCCAGAGUUCAAAUCUGGCUUCCGGUGAGCCCACUACGUUCCAAACUGGCGAACUCAAAAAACAUGGUUCGAAUUCGCUGAUGCAAUGGUUUAAGCAGGGAGUUCGCAAAUUGCGAAAUAGCCUGCGUCGAAGUAUUAGUCGAGAUGAUUGGCCAACACGGUCAAUGCCCUCUUUCCCCAUGUUCUAUCAGAAUAUGACGACAACAAAUUCUCUCACUCCGAUAAUGCGUCAACCGCCUUGGACUUCAAAAGCCACACAGCAUCAGAGCCGUUCGAGGACAGCUGUAGCUACUCGAGGGUCAUCUGGCGAUGUCUACCCGCUGCAUUCAGCUCACCCCCAUAUCGAUUUUGAUCGUGGAAGCUCUGUGUCAAACCUUCGCCGGUGCUUGAGUCUGGCUGAGAAUCAAAAUCGGGAAAUCGGCAGUGGUGGCGUUGGUUAUGGUGGUGGAAAUAUGAUGCCUUUCUCCAUGGACGUAAUUCCAGAGACAGAUCUUCAGGCGAGUUCUCAGAAUCUUGGACCCAACUCCUAUCUUCGCAGGGACUCAACGAUGGAGCAAAUUUUUGCAUGGCAGCAAGGAGCUCCUUCACUCCUGUCCUUGAAUGCAACCCCAGAUGGCUUUAACUGUGAGGAAAAAAGCUCUCAAUCCGAUUCAAGGCAGCUAUUCCAAGGCUCUGCAUUUCCUGACCCAACGAAUCCCAGUGGUCCAAGCUUCUAUGAAAGUCGAAACGAACCACUACCUGUGACUAAUCCCACUGGAAAUAAUUACAUGGCCAGAAGUGGACGAGAUUCCGGUUUCAUAGACAUCCCUUCUCAUCAGAAUUUUGCUCAAGUGGAUUCAUCAGCCUAUUCUGUGAUCCAUUCACGACAGCAUUCUGAACCACGAAUCACCCAAGAGCCACUAGAUGUAAAGCAGAUCUCAGAUGCCUUUGAGGGGUUGGCCACAGAUGCCUUGAACUGCUCUCCAUCCCCGCCACCUCAACCUCAAAUUCCUCAGAUGACACUCUCUGAAAUGGAUAGCUGGUGGACUUCAGGAGCUUUCACAGCUAUUCAGCAAAAUAAUAAUGUUUUGGGACGAGGAAUUUGCCAGAAUUGGAAUGUCUAUCAGAAUGGCAUCUUUACUUCAAACGCAAGUGGUGCGGGAGUAGGAGAAACCCAACCGCUCAAGGCGAAGUAA
Molecule: messenger RNA, 1299 nt
Organism: Rodentolepis nana
Lineage: Eukaryota; Metazoa; Platyhelminthes; Cestoda; Cyclophyllidea; Hymenolepididae
Source: the annotation of a GenBank genome assembly